Messenger RNA from Gossypium arboreum, 817 nucleotides. Its product is annotated as 21 kDa protein-like. Gene Ontology annotation, molecular function: enzyme inhibitor activity. Gene Ontology annotation, biological process: negative regulation of catalytic activity. The record is from RefSeq and is a predicted model, not a curated record. NCBI's taxonomy places the organism in Eukaryota, Viridiplantae, Streptophyta, Magnoliopsida, Malvales, Malvaceae. Bases 91 to 720 code for a protein of 209 amino acids. The transcript has a single exon.
AAAAGCCUUCUCCACUGCCUUUCUCACUCACACCUAUCAUCUCCCUUCUUAACGACGACUCGAAUUCUAAAAAAGAAAAAAACCUACGCCAUGAAACCCCUCUUCUCCGUCCCAUUCUUAACCUUCCUCUUCUUCUAUUUCUACUCAGUCCCGACCCUCGGUUCCUACGUAUACGACGCUAGCGCCACCACCACCACCGUCAUCAACUCUACAGAUUUCAUUCGUACAAGCUGCUACGCCACCUUGUAUCCCGAUAUUUGCUAUACUUCCCUUUAUGGCUAUGCCAACGCCAUCCAACAAGACCCAGCUCGUCUAGCUCGUGCUGCCAUUAGUGUCAGCCUCUCUAAAGCUCGUAACAUGGCAGUCUACGUCUCUAACCUCUCCCGCGAAGCCGAUUACGGCGCCGACCCAAGAGCCAGCGCAGCCUUGCACGACUGUUUCUCGAACAUGGGUGAUGCAGUGGAUGAAAUCCGUGGGUCGCUGAAGCAAAUGCAACAGGUGGUGGCUCCAGGUUCGGAGUCUUUCAGGUUCCAAAUGGGGAAUGUCCAGACAUGGAUGAGCGCGGCUUUGACGGAUGAGGAGACGUGUACGGACGGAUUCGAGGAUGUGGCGGAUGGGCCAAUGAAGACGGAGGUCUGCAAGAGGGCGGCUAAAGUGAAGAAGUUUACGAGCAAUGCUUUGGCGUUGGUUAAUAGUUACGCAGAAAAGGGUACAAUGUAAUCCGCAAAUGAAAUGAAAACUGUAUAAUUUCUAAAUUACCUGAUGCCUAUUGUUGAAUGUCUUUUUUUUUUUAAAUGUACAUUGGUUUCAGACAUAA